Molecule: messenger RNA, 663 nt
Organism: Nannizzia gypsea CBS 118893
Lineage: Eukaryota; Fungi; Ascomycota; Eurotiomycetes; Onygenales; Arthrodermataceae
Exons: 3
Coding region: 1-663 (220 amino acids)
Source: RefSeq, a predicted model, not a curated record
AUGCAACUGAUAUGUGUUCUCCUCGCAGCAUGCAUUGGUGUAUCUGGGCAUAUGGAGAUGAAAACCCCCUAUCCAUUUAGAAGGCGAGUCAAAUUCAACCCAGGGAACAAAUACACUGAUAUUGACUACUCUAUGACUAACCCACUGAAUGCGGAUGGCUCGAAUUUCCCUUGCAAAGGAUACCAUUCCAACACCACUUUCCGCGCAACGGCAAAUUACACUACUGGACAAACAUACUCCCUGGAACUCGCUGGCACUGCAACCCACGGUGGAGGCUUUUGUCAAGUAUCUCUCAGCCUGGACAAUGGCACAUCGUUCCAGGUGAUUAAAUCCGUUAUGGGAGGAUGUCCACUUACGAACACGUACAAUUUUACCAUCCCCAAGGACAUACCAGCCGGGAGGGCUCUGUUGGCCUGGACCUGGUUCAAUUUAUUUGGGAACCGUGAGAUGUAUAUGAACUGUGCUCCCGUGGUGAUUAACAACUGCGCUUCGGGCGCUUCCAGGCCAUAUAGUUAUGGAUUGCCAAAACUGUUUGAAGCUAACAUCGGGAACGGCUGUAUAAGUAUUGAAGGGAGAGAGACGGUUUUUGCAAAUCCGGGGUGCGAUGUCGUCUACGGUAAGAACGUUACUACCGAUAGCCCUCCGAUACCAGAAUGUGGGUAG